This is a messenger RNA of Clonostachys byssicola, 1527 nucleotides long. Lineage: Eukaryota; Fungi; Ascomycota; Sordariomycetes; Hypocreales; Bionectriaceae. The record is from the annotation of a GenBank genome assembly.
AUGGGUUCGCAUCACCUCAAACUUAGGCCCAAUUAUCCUCGCAGUAGGACAGGCUGUCUCACAUGCCGUGUCCGCAAGAAGAAGUGCGACGAGCUGAAGCCACGCUGUGCUGGUUGUCGUCGCAAUCAAAUCGCCUGUGAAUGGCCGAGCGUGGUCUCAGAUCCUUUACCAGUAUUCAUACACCACGAUUCGCCGCCCUCGACGAGUGUGACGAUCAACGAUCCCGGCCAGUCUGAUCACUCCGUUGUCACCAGCGACCUGCUCGCCCAUGGAGGGUCAGUACUAGGAAUAAUACAACCUAAACCGCAGGCUCUGAACACCGUCGACAGAGCAGCUGGCCUAACCCCCCUAUCUCUGCUGCUGCUCAGGCAUUACGUGCAGGAGACUGGCCCCGCCCUGGCCAUGAGGACACCAAGCGACAGCCCUUUCCUGACCACCGUCCUGCCACUCGCUUACAUGGAUGACCUUCUCAUGCAUAGCCUCCUAGCAUUAAGUGGAACUCAUCUAGCCUACAAACAGGGAUCCGAUCACGGUAUCUUGCACGCCACAGCACUGCAUUACUCCAAGGCACUAUCAGGCCUGCGACAUGAAUUUGCUCAUCUCCAAGACGGAACCUCGCCACAGGAACCGCGGCUACUUUUAGUGCUAAUGAUAAUAUGUCAUUAUGAGUCAUUAUCAGCCGAUGUUGGAGGUGCUGUAUUCAGCCAUCUCAAAGCAGGCCGACAGCUGGCCUUGUCGCUCCAGUCAAGGCUCAAAUCCCAGCCCGAUCGCCGGACGAUCGAUAAUGAGAUUGCCGGUUUCGCCCUUGAGAUAUAUGCUUAUCUGCUUUUCGUCAACAACGUGACGCCGUACGGGGCUAUUUCGAAUCGGACAUUGCCGUUUGAUGACUUCGUUCUGUCACUAGACUCGUUAAGCUCUUUCUCGACCUUUGGGACCAUGUUUGCCGGUGCACACGAACUCUUUGAGCUAAUUCCACAGAUCAGCCUCCUAGCUUCCCAGAGCAUUGCUGAGGAGUCCGCAGGCCAAAAGACGCCGUCUUCUGAGUUACUUGCCAGAGCAGAAGACUUGUCAGCGCGGAUUAGCUCUUGGACCAUGGCGGAAACAAGAUGCACGGGACGUCCUGGAGACUGGGAAGGGAAGCUAUUGGCAGCUGCGGCGCUUCAGCAAGGGCUGCACAUAUAUCUUGCCACUGCCAAAGCCGGGUCGACGGUCAAAGACCCGGCUGUAGCGGUCCAGAUUCAGGGUCACGUCGACGCUAUCUUGCAUAUCACGGAGAUGUUGACUGAUUCAGAGUUCGACUGUACCUUGCUAUGGCCCUGCGUCAUUGGCGGCUCGUGUAUGGUGAUACCGGAGCAGCAGCGAAACUUCACGCUGAGAGUUCUCAAUAAUCGGCAUAGAAUGAAGCACCUCAAGACCAUCUGCGAUACUCUACAGUUGUUAUGGGAUGAUGAUAGCCCGAGUUCGUACGGCCCGCACGGCUUAUCUGUAGUAAUGGCCAGGAAUCGACAUUAUUUAGCCAUCACUUGA